CGUCCUACUUUCCCGUCGCCCUUUGAACGCAGCAUCACGUCUCCUUGGCGCCAUGUUGGCUGAGGCUCUGGUGGUCCGCGGCGGAUGAAUGCAGCCCCUGAUGAACCAUUGUCACAUUUUACCCCAUAACACGGCUCAGAAUCACCGCUCCGGAUGACAACCCUGCGCGGCCACAACCACACUCGACAUGUCUGCGGGGAUUCCCGGCCAACCUGCAAGCAAGCUCAAUGUCCUGGUGAAUAAGCUGCACGAGUUCCUCGCUCAUCCUCCACUUGAAGAGGACAUACCAGAAGGACUUCAAAACGGGGGCCAUGGUUUUCCAAAUACAACAAGUCGGACUGCGGAGGAAUCAAGACCCAAAGAAUCGGCCAGGUCUUCUGGAUCAAAGAGGAAAGCCUCUGUUGUGGUGAAGCACUCCGGACUGGACGAGUCUGGGGAGUCCACGGAGAGCGAGGAGGAAGGGGAACCUCUGUUGGUCGGUUCUAAUGGACACCUGGACAUCAGCAGACUUCCUAAAGGGACCGUGCUUGUCCGGCCCGAGGCCGUGGGCGGCUCCAGGGACGACUUCAGGGGCCCCGAGUUCCGCAGGUCGGGCGUCUCCCGGAAGGAGUUCCCCAGGAGACGGGGAGCGGUCGGGCAUUACGAGAUCGUGAGCUGCACGGCGUGCGGUCGGCAGGUGAACCACUUCCAGAGAGACUCCUUCUACCGCCACCCCAUCCUCAGAGUGCUCAUAUGCAAGUCUUGCUUCAAGUAUUACUCGAGUGACGACAUAAGCAAGGACGGAGAUGGGAUGGACGAGCAGUGCAGGUGGUGCGCCGAGGGCGGGAACCUGAUCUGCUGCGACUACUGCAGCAACGCCUUCUGCAAGAAGUGCAUCCUGCGGAACCUGGGGCGCAAGGAGCUCUCGGGGAUCGUGGAGUGCAAGUGGUACUGCUACGUGUGCAACCCCGAGCCCCUGCUGGACCUGGUGGUGGCCUGCGAGAGCGUCCUGGAGAACCUGGAGAACCUCAGCCGGCACCAGCAGCAGCACCAGCAGCGGAGGCACCGGGAGGAGCCCGAGAAGGAGGCCUUCGCCGCCCUGGCCCCGCGGCCCCAGAUCAUCUCCUUCGAGAAGUGGGACCACAGCGGCAUGGACGGCAACGUGGUGUUCAACUACAACGCCCUGGAGGUCCCCAAGGGGCUGGUGAAGAACGCCAAGCAGCUGGUGGACUCCACCAACGCCCUGAACGCCACGUUUGUGGAGCUGGUCAAGAGCGUGAGGAGCGACAAGCGCACCCGCGGCGCGCGGCCGCUGUACCUCAAGGCCUUCCUGCUGGUGCUGAAGGGCCUCCGGCGGUCCCACGAGCUGCUGGAGGAGAGCCUGAAGGAGGUGUUCUGUGACGUGGACCUGGUGGACUGCUGCGAGGCCGCCCUCCGCCCUCCGCCGGACACGGGAGUGGAGCCGCCGCGGGGCGACGCCGGGUCGGCGACGGAGCUCGCCGACCGGAGUCGUUUGACCGACCUGCAGAACCUGGCGGCCGAGCAUCUGGAGAAGGACGACCCUGAGGUCAAGGGGCUGAUGGACGAGGUCCAGACCUUCUACGCUGAGAAGGCUGCCUCCGAGGACGCAGCUCAGCCGCCGCAAAGACCCGCGCUCUUGGCCCCGAAGGCAAACCUGAAGCAUUCUCACGGUUUGCUCAAAAAACUAGUAUUGAAACUCACACCUGUGCCUGUGGAACAACAACAACAACAACAACAACAACAGGAGCAGCAGCAGCCGGAAGCUCCCGGCGCCGUCGGCGAGGGUGUGCAGGUCUCCGACGAGGUCAAAGAGGCGUUGGGAGCGGAGGCGGAGCCUCAAGACACUGGCGUCUGUCUGAUGAAGGACGCGGAGGAGAGGGCGGCGGAGGCCCCCGCCGAGUCGCCGCGGCCGGAGGAGGAGCAGCCAGACAACCGGCGGUGUCCCAGGGUGAAGACCACGCCCCUCCGGCGUCCCAGCGACGUCAAGGCCCAGCCCUCGAUGUCCACCGUCGACAGCGGCAGCGACUCGGACGCCGAGGGCGCGGCGGUGGCGGCGGCGGCCGACCUGGCCUCGGACGCCUCGGCCCCGGGGAGGGACGACGGCUCGGAGGAGUCGGACGAGGUGCCCGCCGCCCUGCUGCAGCGCGCCGCCAUGACGGCGCACAGCUCGGACGAGGACGCGGCGGCCGCCGCGGCGCGUCCCGCGCAGGUGAAGAAGAAGUGCCUGAUCCCCAUGUCCCGGGCCACGCCGCUGUCGCCCAACCGGGUCUACCGCAAGCGGAAGCUCUACUCGGAGGCCAGCGGGAGGCGGGCCAAAGCGCGGCGGGUGGGCUCGGGGUCCUCCUCCGACGACCCGAAGGAGGCUGAGGAGAACGCCGACGGUGGCGGCGGCGGCGGGGGGGGUCCCCCGAGCGCUGAGGUCAUGGGGUCCCGCGUGGACCAGCGCGGGACCGCGCUCGAAGACCCGCCCGCCGCUAGCGCGCCCACGCCGUCCGGCAACAGAGCCAAGCUCCCGAGGAAGAGCCGGCGCCCCUCCUCCCCUUCCUCCUCCUCCUCCACCAGCGAAGGGGAAGAGGCGGGACCGGGCGCGGGCACCGGAUCGGGGAGCGAGUCGGACGACCAGCGCAUGAAGACCAUCACGGAGAACGUGUCCUUGCUGGGAGCCUCGGGGUUCCAGCAGUCCUCCGGUGAUGAAGACCUGUCCCACUCUGGGCCCUCUUGGGCAGCAGAAGAUGACGAUGACCCAGAAAAUAGAAUCGCUAAGAAAAUACUCUUGGCCCAAAUCAAAGCCGACUACUCUUCGGGGGACGAUUUGUCGUCGGACGAUGACCUGCAGGAAGAGGAAGACUCCACUUCAGAGGAAGAGGAGGGGGUUGAGGGCAGGAAGGAGGACGAAGGCGAUAACGGAGAGCGGGAGUCCGGCUCCGCCUCCGAGGCCUCCGGCAGCGGGUCCGACGCCCCCGGAAGCAGACACCACCUCCUCCGUCACAAGCUCACCUUCGGGGACAAGGCCCCCACCCAGAAGGAGGGCAAGAGGACCGCCAAGACCCCCCGAGAGGCUGACCGAGGCGGCGACAGUGGCGGGGAGGACACGUCCACCACGUCGGUGUCGGCGUCGGACCAGGACCAGGACCUCUGUGAGGAGCUGAGUCUGUCGGAGAUGGACGAAGGAGACGACGAGGGGGAGGAGGACGAGGAGGGCGGAGGAAGGUCCAAAAGGGGGUCUGUCAGCGGGGACAAUGAGGGCACCCGGAGCUACCUCCAGAGGCUGCAGAAGACCAAGCCGUCCUACAUCGUGCUGUCGGACUCUGACAGCGAAGGGAAGGAGAAGGAGGAGGAGGAGGAGGACAGCAAGAACACGUCGAAGGGCAGGAGGAAGAUCCGCGGCAUCCUGAACGACGAGCACCUCCGGGCGGAGACGCUGGCGGCGCUCCGGGAGGAGGAGGAGCGCCGGGAGCGGCUGGCGGAGCGGGAGAAGCAGAGGGACGAGCUCAGAGAGGUGAUCGUCAUCGGCGACGAGCUGUCCCAAGUGGUGGAGCCCAUCACCACCAAGCUGGUCCUGGACGUGGACGGGCCCACCAAGGAGCCACUGGUCCAGGUGCACCGCAACCUGGUCACCAGGCUCAAGCCCCACCAGGUGGACGGGGUGCAGUUCAUCUGGGACUGUUGCUGUGAGUCGGUGCAGAAGGCCAACUCCUCGCCGGGCUCGGGCUGUAUCCUGGCCCACUGCAUGGGCCUGGGCAAGACGCUGCAGGUGGUGACGUUCCUCCACACCAUGCUGCAGUCGCGCUGCCUGCGGUUCCGGACGGCGCUGGUGGUCUGCCCGCUCAACACCAUCCUCAACUGGGUGGCCGAGUUCAGCAAGUGGCAGGAGGGGAUGGGCAGCGACCGGGUCACGGUGACGGAGCUGGCGACGGUGAAGAACGCGGUGGGCCGGCAGCUGGCGCUGCAGCGCUGGCAGCGGGACGGGGGGGUGAUGAUCAUGGGCUACGAGAUGUACCGCAACUUCUCCCUGGGCCACCGGAUAAAGGACCCCGGCGCCAAGAAGGUCUUCCACAGCACGCUGGUGCAGCCCGGUCCAGACUUUGUGAUCUGUGACGAGGGCCACAUCCUGAAGAACGAGGCGUCCAACAUCUCCAAGGCCAUGAGCUCCAUUGGGACCCGGAGGAGGGUGGUGCUGACUGGGACCCCCCUCCAGAACAACCUGGUGGAGUACCACUGCAUGGUCAGCUUCAUCAAGGAGAACCUGCUGGGCUCUCUGAAGGAGUUCAGGAACCGCUUCAUCAACCCCAUCCAGAACGGUCAGUGUGCCGACUCCACCCCCCGCGACGUCCGCAUCAUGAAGAACCGCGCGCACGUCCUGCACGCCAUGUUGGCCGGCUGCGUACAGAGGAGGGACUACUCGGCCCUGACCAAGUUCCUCCCCCCCAAACACGAGUACGUCAUGGCGGUGAGGGUGACGCCGCUGCAGUACCGCCUCUACCGCCACUACCUGGACCACUACACCACGGUGGGACCGGCAGGGGAUGGCGGCAGGGUGAAGCCCGGGGCCGGGUCCAGCCUCUUCAAGGACUUCCAGAUCCUGGGUCGCGUAUGGACCCACCCCUGGUGCCUGCAUCUCAACUACAUCAGCAAGGAGAACAAGGGGAAGUUUGAUGGGAAGAACCAGAUAAAAGCUUCUGCCCUGUUGAGUCCAGACGGCGCUACCACGAUCAGGAGUGAGGGAGGAGGAGGAGCAGGAGGAGACGGGGAGGUGCAGAGCUCAGGGAGCGGGGCGACGUCAAACCAACCCUUCCCAGCUGCAGGGGCGGGGCUGUCGAACAGCUGGACUGCGAACGGCCCGUCGUCGGAGGGGUGGUACCGCGACCUCUUGACCCCCAGCGACGCCUCGGUCCUGGAGCAUUCUGGGAAAAUGGUGCUCCUGUUCGAGAUCCUCCGCAUGGCCGAAGAGCUGGGGGACAAAGUUCUGGUGUUCAGCCAAUCCCUGAUCUCGUUGGACCUGAUGGAGGACUUCCUGAUGAUCGCCCACAAGAACAGGAAGUCUGGAGACACCUUUUAUAAAGGGAACAGUUCCUGGGUCAGGGACGUGGACUACUACCGCCUGGACGGCACCACCAACGCUACGCUCAGGAAGAAGUGGGCGGAGAACUUCAACAACACCGCCAACACCCGGGGCCGGUUGUUCCUGAUCUCCACGAGGGCGGGGUCCCUGGGCAUCAACCUGGUGGCCUCCAACCGGGUCAUCAUCUUCGACGCCUCCUGGAACCCCUCCUACGACAUCCAGAGCAUCUUCAGGGUGUAUCGCUUCGGACAGCUCAAGAACGUCUUCGUCUACCGCUUCCUGGCCCAGGGAACGAUGGAGGAGAAGAUCUACGACCGGCAGGUGGCCAAGCAGUCGCUGUCGUUCCGUGUGGUGGACCAGCAGCAGAUCGAGAGGCACUUCACCCUCUUCGAGCUCACGGAGCUCUACAUGUUUGAGCCCGACAUGCUGGACGACCCCAACUCCAAGAAGAGCAAGCGCACCACCACCACCCAACAGCCAACGGACGUGGUGCUGUCUGAGCUGCUGAAGAGCUGCAAGGACCAGAUCGUGUCGUACCACGAGCACGAGACCCUGCUGGACCACAAGGCCGACGAGGAGCUGAGCGAGGCGGAGCGCAAGGCGGCCUGGGCCGAGUACGAGGCCGAGGGGGUCUUCCUACUGAACAAGCAGCCCCGGUCCGGUCCCCUCCCCCUCCAGAACUCAGACCCCGACCUCCGCCCCGCCACCCUCCGGAUGAAGACCAGCGAGCAGCUCAUGGGUCUGGUGAAGCAGAGCCAGGGGGUGGUGAACGCAGCCUGGGUCAAUGUUCAGUCUCUGGCCUGCAUCAGCCUUCAGGACUACAUCGAGAGAGUGCGCGUGCAGCACGCCACGGCCCCUGAGCAGGUGGUCCGGGAAAACGCGGAGCGAUGUCGGCUCUCCGACGAGCAGGAGCGGCAGCGGCGGCAGGCCGUGUUCGAGGAGGUCCUCGCCCAGCAGCAGCUGCUGACCCAGUGCAUCGAGGGCAUCCUGAGCAGCCGGCGUGACCAGGGGAUUCAGGCUGCCAUGGCAACCGCCCGUCCAUCCCAGGGAGCGGCGAGGGCACAGAGCCACGCGCUGUAGCGGCACGGACCCCCUGCCCCCCCUCCCCCUCUUCCAUUUUUAUUUAACUUUGAAUAAAGCAGCUUUGUUAGGAUUAGCAUUACGAUGCCAAGAGUUGAAUUUGCACUUUAACAAACUUCGUCUGGACGAGCCAGCGGAGAGUAACGAACAUGUUACUCAAGGUCACAUCAGUCUGUGUUCUCACUGAUGUCGUUAGUUCACUGAGUGUCCACGGCGGGGCACACUGAUUCGUCCAGUUGUUUCUUAUGAGUUUGGUUGUUGCUUUACCGUACGAUUUGAAGCAGUGAAGUUCACAGCAGAAGUAUUUUUUUAACGUGGUAAAGUGCAGAGAAGAGAUACCGGUUGUAUCCGGUUUUCGACUUAUUUUAUCUUCUCAAAAAUAGUCCUGGUUUUAUAAUAAAGACAUUUGUAAGAACCUCUGUCGUCUUCUUGAAAGGGUUUUAACAUUGGUAACACUCCAGCAGUCACACAAGGGUGAAUAUUGUUCUUGUUUGGGAUAUCGAAGGAAUAUUCUUACCCUCCUUCAAGAGUUGGAUACUCAACACAUUUGUUUUAUGACCCGAGGCUGUUCAGAACAGAUUAUUUCCAACUAGUGGAACCAACAUGAAACGUUUCUCCUUCUUCCAUAAACAAAGAAGUUCAUAAAUGUUCAUCAUAUUUCUGCUGCUGCAGGAAACACUGCAGUCCUGCUCAUUCAACCAGAGACAAUCG
Molecule: messenger RNA, 6853 nt
Organism: Gadus chalcogrammus (walleye pollock)
Lineage: Eukaryota; Metazoa; Chordata; Actinopteri; Gadiformes; Gadidae
Product: transcriptional regulator ATRX-like
Exons: 35
Coding region: 188-6142 (1984 amino acids)
Cellular component (GO): nucleus
Molecular function (GO): ATP binding; ATP-dependent chromatin remodeler activity; ATP hydrolysis activity
Source: RefSeq, a predicted model, not a curated record